Molecule: messenger RNA, 5145 nt
Organism: Brenthis ino (lesser marbled fritillary)
Lineage: Eukaryota; Metazoa; Arthropoda; Insecta; Lepidoptera; Nymphalidae
Source: the annotation of a GenBank genome assembly
AUGUCUUUCUUCAAUAACCUCAAAAAGGUGCUGCACCUAGGCGGCGGCAAUGACGCCAAAAAGAAAAAAGUUUUCAGCAACAUACGCGACAACUCCGAUCCCAAUGAGAACUGGGAUAUGGUCGGCGAGCUCGGAGAUGGCGCUUUUGGAAAGGUAUACAAAGCGCAGCACAAAACGACGGGCCAGCUCGCCGCCGCCAAGAUGUGCGUGCUCGACAACGAGGACGACUUGGCGGAUUUCACCGUCGAGAUAGACAUAUUGUCCGAGUGCCGCCACCCCAACGUCGUCGAGCUCCACGAGGCGUACUUUAUUGAUAACAAGCUGUGGAUGCUCCUCGAGUAUUGCGACGGUGGCGCCCUCGACUCGGUGAUGUCGGAGCUGGAGAAGGGGCUUAACGAGGCCCAGAUAGCGUACGUGUGCCGCGAAAUGUGCCGCGGCCUGCAGUUCCUGCACUCGCGCCGCGUCAUACACAGGGACCUGAAGGCUGGCAACGUGCUGGCGACCAUGACUGGGGGGGUCAAGUUGGCGGACUUCGGCGUGUCAGCGAAGAACAAGUCAACUCUGCAGAAGCACGACACGUUCAUCGGCACGCCCUACUGGAUGGCGCCCGAGGUGGUGCUGUGCGAGACCUUCAGAGACCAUCCUUAUGAUUUUAAGGUGGACAUUUGGUCGCUGGGCAUCACGCUGAUCGAGUUCGCGCAGAUGGAGCCGCCCAACCACGAGAUGACGCCCAUGCGCGUGCUGCUCAAGAUACAGAAGAGCGAGCCGCCCGCCCUCGACGCGCCCUCGCGCUGGUCGAAGGCGUUCAACGACUUCAUUGCCAAGGCGCUUGUUAAGGAUCCUGAAAAAAGGCCAACAUCAUUAGAGCUGCUUAAACACGAGUUCGUCUCCGGAGACCUGGACUCCAAACCUCUCAGGGAUCUCCUCCUGGAGUACCGCGCUGAAGUUGUGGAGGAGGAGUUAUUAGAUGAUGAUUCUGAGGAGCACCGCAGCUCCCAGAUGCAUGUGGACAUGGAAGAUGACUCGACGUCGGUGCGGUCGGGCGAGACGCCGGACAUCAAGAUGUCCGAGGCGGAGCCGACCCCCGGCGCUACCCCCAGCCCCGCGCCCGCCGCGCGCGCCCCGCCCUCGCCGCGCGCCGCCUCGCCCGCCCCCGCCGCGCCGCCCGCCCCCGCGCCCGCCGCCGCCUCCGCGCCCGCCCUCGCGCCCGCCAAGCGCGCGCUGCCGGACGACGCGCCCGCUGACAGGAGACCGCCGGCACCAAAGAAAGAGAAAGGCCCCGCGCCCCCUCCCCCCGGCGCCGCCGCGCCGCCCUCCCCGCCGUCCCCGCCCUCCCCCGCGCCGCCCGCCGGCGCCGCGCGCGCCGCCCGCAAGCAGCCCGCCCCGCCCCCGCCCACGCCGCCCGCCGCCACGCCCUCCGCCCUCGCUGGACACAUUGUGGAACAGGUUUGCCGCGAAGCAGAAAAAGUGGUAGAAGAAAAAUCGGAUAAAACAGAAAUAAAGGAAGUUAAUGAUGAUAAAGAUGUUAAACCAAAGCCUGAUAGAUUAGCCACUCCUGAAUCCACGAAUGAGAACAGAACGGUCAAUGGGACGACCAUUGAUGACAAACUGAGCGAAGUUAACAAAACUAGUCCAAAAGUUAACAAAACAAGCUCAGAUGUUAACAAAACGAGUCCAGACGUUAACAAAUCUAACAAAGAAGUUAACAAAGUCAUAGAAAUUAAACGAUCGAGCUUGGAAAUCAACGAUGUCACCACAGAUGUUAAAAAAUCAAGUCUAGAGAUUAACAAAGAUGUUAAAAAAUCUAAUCUGGAAAUUAACAAAGAUAACAAAGUGGUCGACGUCAAGCCAAUUGUCGAUGUUAAAACUGCUGAUGUUAAGCAAAUCAGUGUAGAACAAAAAAUUGAUAAAAUAAGUACUGAUAAUAAAUCUAAAGUGGAAGUACGCAAGAGUGCAGAUGACGUGCGUCUAAAUGAACAAGUUAAAAUGCAAACUACAGAUAUAAGUAAAUCUAGUAUAGAAAUAAGUAAUGAAGUCAAGCCAGAAAAUCGCGCUAUAACAGAUAUUAUAAAAAAUGACAAAAAAGAACGGUCCAGAUCGAGUUCAACAGAGAUAUGUGAGAACAAGAGAGUGAGUGCUGAAGUGAGUCGUAUCGAAUCUAGGUCCAGGUCGGUGGACGACAAGGACAGAUAUAGUGUGGAAGUGAAGAGAGAUAGAGUGAGUAAGGACUAUUCGAGAUCGAGCUCCAUAGAAGAGAGUGGUGUGAGACAAGUGGAGAUACGACCUGUACCGGCGCCGGCCGCGGCGGUGUCGGCGGUGACGGUGGUGGCGGUGAGCGCGCCGGCCGAGCCCAACUCGCUGGCGGCCGCGCCCGUGGGCCUCGUCACCGUCACCACCACGCACCCGCCCGUGCUCAGCACCGCGGCGCAGCUGCCUCACAACGCGGUGACGAUCUCGACGACGCCGCCCAUGGACGAGGUGGUGGUGGUGCGCGCCGCCUCCUCCGACGACGACGACGCCUUCGCGCCCUCCUCGCUCGACUCGCUCGACUGCACCGCCUGCUACACCGAGAAGGGUCGAGGCAGAAGACUUGACAGCAGUGAAGUGCUGAUCCUGAGCCCCGGCGCGGGCGACUCGGGCGUGUUCGAUGACAGCCAACACAAUCAUCUCAAUUUGGACACGUCGCACGUGUCGGUGGUGACAGUGGGCGAGGAGGUGCGCGUGCGCGACUCGGGCUCCGCGCCGCACACGCAGCCGCGCCUCAGCCCCGACAGCUUCGAGAGCGGCAGAUCGCAGUCGGACAGCGGGUCGGUGGCGUCGGAGCGGUCGCGGCGCGGCGACGCGGAUUCGCUGGCCACGUCCGCCGCUUCUGCCGUGUCCGCCGCCUCCGCCGUGUCCGCCGACGAGCACCACUUGGUGAACGGCGCUGCGAGAAAUUCGGAAAAUCAAGCCCUGGACACAGAAGAAGUUGUGCUGAGGAGAAAGCCGCAAGACGGACAGCCUAACAGAAUACAACGAUCCAAAGAAGAUAUUCAUUUAGCAAAUCUGAAAAAGAAGACGCGAAAACGUACGAGAAAAUUCGAGAUCGAUGGCGUCAUUGUUACCACUACGACCUCGAAGGUGAUCUGGGGCGACGAGGAGAGCGGGCGCACGUGGGACGACCACGCGCUGCGCAAGCAGGAGCUGCGCGAGAUCAAGAUGCUGCAGAAGCAGGAGCAGAAGCAGUUCCAGGACCUCAACGCGAAGGAGCAGCAGCUGCGCGACCAGCAGGAUAAGAGGUUCGAGGCGGAGCUGGCGUCGCUGGCGCGCGCGCACGAGGCGGACCUGGACACGCUGGCGCGCGCGCAGCGCGGCGCCGCCGAGCGCGCCGAGCAGCAGCUGGAGGCCGAGCUGCGCCAGCACGCCAAGCGCCUGCGCGCCGACCACGAGCGCGAUCUGCGGCACUUCCGCGACACGCUCAAGCAGGAGCUGCGGCUGCUCAAGCAGGAGGUGGAGCUCGUCGCCAAGGAUCGGCGCAAGGAGGCGUACCGGGUGGCGCGCGCGCGCCUGGACGCCGAGCACGCGGCGCGCGAGCGCGCCUUCGUUGCGGCGCUGGCGGACGCGGGCGACGCCGUGCUGCGCCGCGUGCACGACAAGCACCGCGAGCGGCAGGCGCUGGCCGACCGCCAGUACCUGCAGCAGCGGCACCAGAUAAUGCGAACUCGCGAAGCAGCGCUGUGGGAGCUAGAGGAGAAACAGAUACACGAACGCCACCAGCUCGCCAAGAGACAGCUCAAGGAGGAGUUCCUCCUGCGCAGGCACCAGAUGUUGGUGCGCCACGACAAAGAGCUGGAGCAGAUCAAACGAAAGAACAGCCGCAAAGAAGAGGAACUAGCGAAGUGCCAAGCGCUAGAGAAGCGCUCCCUGCCCAAGCGUAUCCGCGCCGAGCAGAAGGCCAGGGAAAUGAUGUUCCGGGAGUCUCUCCGCAUCGGCGCCGCGCCCACGCUCUCCGCGACUCUCCCGCACGAGGAUGAUAGAGAGAGACUGAAGAAGUUCCAAGAGAACGAGAAGCGUCGCUACCGCGCAGAGCAGCAGCGCCUCGCCACCAAGCACGCCAAGGCGCGCGAGGAGCUCAAGGCCGCCGGGGAGGCUCUGCUCCGCGAGCUGGAGCAGUACCAGAACGAGAAGCGCAAGGCGCUCAUGAACCAUGAGAGCGGCAAGAUGAAGGCCAUCGAGGAGAGGUACGCCGCCGAGCUCAAGGAGUGGCGCGCAGGACUCGCCGACAGGAAGACGAAACUCAUUGAGAUGUUCGAGAAACAGUUGGACGAUCACGAAAGCAAGUAUGGGAUAGCAAUACCUGAUAGGCGCGUGUACUUAGACGUCCCUUGGCCCAAAAAUGUACUGCAACACGUGCUUUCUGCGUACCACCAUCGCACAUCCUUCAUAGGAUCCCUAUCCAGGUCCAGGACUAGCUUAAACCUUGUCAUGUCCACAAACAAUACACCAAAUAUGGACAGACGAAGGAGUAUAAGUCCCAAUGCAGACUUCCGGCAAACGAAAUCAGCCGCGUCCAGCGCUACCAACACAACGAAACGCGGCAAACUAACUAAAGCCCAAAGAUACGGAUCGACGUCCAAUCUCAAAUUGGUUUCCGAAAAGAUUUCCGGAUUCUCGGUCUUCAACGGAUCUCCCAUCAUGGCGUAUGGAGAAGUGCCGAUAGAGACUGUCCAGAAAAUAGACGAAGAGCCAAAGAAAACCUUCGAGAGAUCAAAACCAGUGGAACGAAUGCCGAUUUCAAUGAGAAAUAGCAAAAAGAUAAACAGACAAAGUCUCAGCGAACACAUGUUCAAGCAAAUAAACGAAGAACCGACGAUGAAGAGAAGUAUAUCCCAACAGAGUCUAAAGCAGGAUAUAGCUAUGGAGGCUGUAAUGAUAGACAUGCCUUCGCUAGAAGGGAAAUAUGACACGUACAAAAGUGGUACCAGUACGAUAAGGAGUGGUACCAGCACUGGCAGUGAUGAGGAGAAAACCUUCAGCAGAUGGGGAGCGGUCAGAGGGUCGAACAGCUACUCCAACACGCCAAACGUUCCAGUGAGCCAGUUGUCCACAUUGAAUUUGAAGGAAAUAGCAACAGAUAAGUCUAAGGAACCACCGGACUCUAUAGUU